Molecule: messenger RNA, 3396 nt
Organism: Fonsecaea monophora
Lineage: Eukaryota; Fungi; Ascomycota; Eurotiomycetes; Chaetothyriales; Herpotrichiellaceae
Exons: 5
Coding region: 1-3396 (1131 amino acids)
Biological process (GO): Golgi to endosome transport; protein transport to vacuole involved in ubiquitin-dependent protein catabolic process via the multivesicular body sorting pathway; Golgi to vacuole transport
Cellular component (GO): trans-Golgi network
Molecular function (GO): ubiquitin binding; phosphatidylinositol binding
Source: RefSeq, a predicted model, not a curated record
AUGGCCUCGCGAAAUCAGUUUGUCUUUGACGGCUUCGCCCCGCCUCGUUCGACCCUCCAGCGCUUCAUAUACAAUGCCUGCGACCCUAUCGCCAACCUCGAACCUAAUCUCGCCUUGAACCUCGAGAUCGUCGACCUGGUAAACUCGAAGAAGGGCAAUGCCCCGCGUGAAGCCGCAUUUACCAUUGUGCAGCUCAUCAACCACCGGAACCCGAAUGUGUCCCUCUUGGCCUUGUCGCUACUCGAUAUCUGUGUCAAAAACUGCGGUUAUCCCUUCCACCUCCAAAUCAGCACCAAAGAAUUCCUCAACGAGCUCGUCCGACGAUUCCCUGAACGACCCCCGCUACGGCCCACUCGUGUGCAGAGCAAGAUCUUGGAAGCCAUUGAAGAAUGGCGGUCGACGAUAUGUCAAACAUCCAGGUACAAGGAGGAUUUGGGUUUCAUCCGAGAUAUGCACAGGCUUCUGCUGUACAAGGGCUACAUGUUCCCAGAGGUGCGGAGAGAGGAUGCUGCUGUCCUGAACCCCAGCGAUAACCUCCAGUCGGCUGAAGAGAUGGAGGAGGAAGACCGAGCGGCGCAGUCAGCCAAGCUACAAGAACUGAUUCGGCGAGGACGGCCGCAAGAUCUGCAAGAGGCCAAUAGGCUCAUGAAGGUCAUGGCCGGCUAUGACACGAGGCACAAAACGGACUAUCGGGCAAAGGCAGCGGAAGAGGUUGCAAAGGUCCAGCAGAAAGCCAGGAUAUUAGAGGAGAUGCUUCAAAGCCAUCAACCGGGCGAGAAGUUUGGCGACGGGGAUGUUUUCGAGGAGUUGGUCGGUGCACUCCAGAGCGCUCAUCCCAAGAUACAGAGGAUGUGCGAGGAAGAGUCUGACGAUGCCGAGGCGGUCGCUAAGCUCUUCGAAAUCAACGACAGUAUCCAUCGGACGAUCGAGAGGUACAAGUUGAUGAAAGCUGGAGACAUCGAAGCAGCCAACAGGAUCGAAAAGGGAACCCUGGGCACCACGACCGGGGUCAGCAAAAACGCAGCAAACGAAUUGUCGUUGAUCGACUUCGAGCCGGAACCUCCAGCAGCGCAAACGAUACCAAGUCAAUCGAACGGCUCCCUCCUUGAUGCUGGUCCUGCUUCAUCCACUGCACAGCCCAGACCAACGACGGUCGAAGAUGAUUUACUAGGUCUGUCGCUGGACGACCCUGGCGCCGGCACACUGGGCGCGAUCUCCCUUGGACCAAGCACGAAUUUUUCAGCUCCUUCAGGGUCGAUUUUCUCGACCACUUCUAAUGUUGCCCCAACCCAGCCGGCGUUCACGCAAACCGCACCUCAGACUUCACCGAAAUCCAAUUACGACGCUUUUGCAUCACUCGUCAGCUCCAUCCCUUCUUCCAAACCUGCGACUCCAGCUCCUAUGGCACAGCCGCCGCGGGCUGCAAGUCAAGCAUUGGCCGAUCCGUUUGCGGCGCUGGUGUCAUCCAGCUCGCGGCCUUCAACGCCGUCAAGACAAGUCAACACCCCACAACCAUCCACACAGCCAGCUUCGGGCAUGAACCGAAGUCCCGCUGCACCAGCCGAAGACGAAUGGACUUUCGAGUCGUCGCUGCCUGAACCACAAACGGUACAAGUGCUUUCCUCACCUCUCGGGAUCGAUUUUGAAGCCCGACGGACACCAGGGCAGAGCGCGAUCCAGAUAACGGCGCGUUUCUCCAACACAACGCCGCAAAAAAUCACCGGGUUACACUUCCAAGUUGCCGUGGAGAAGAGCUACUCACUCCACCUAAAGCCACAAAGCGGGCGCGAACUCGCUCCCAAUACACACCACGCUGUCCAGCAGGAGAUUUUGCUCAACGGAGUGCCAGAAGGGAAAGGCAACCAGGUCAAGAUGCGUUUCAAAGUAUCAUACGAACUGAACGGACAAGGACAAGAGCAACAGGGCAAUGUUCCGCCGCUAGGGCUCAUCGAUCAUUGGAGUACCAAUUACUCCCGCUCCAAGGCCACGCCCGUCGCACUGAAACAAGCUACUCAGGACACCGUCUGGACGCCAGUCUCCGACGACCUGCCCAACAUGCCGCCAAUGCGAACAGUGUCGCGGGAGAAGCCUCCAAAGACGCAGCGCACUCAAGAGGAGAACCAGGAGAGAGCAUAUAUCGCUGCGUCGAGAAGGAGUGACCGAACUCUCGAGGCUCGCGUGGAAUCAGCACGGAGGGCUUCAGAAGUUCACAAGAGAAGAACUGGACGGGCGCUCCGGAUAACCGCCGAGGAUGUCAUGAACGAGGAGAUGUAUGAGGAAGAGGGGGAUGACCUGCCCCUACAAUAUCGACGUCUUACUGCACAUUUGCAAACGAGCUCGGCCGAUUUCAAUCGCCGCUUCGCCGCUUAUUUGACACACCAGGUGGCGGUCCGGAGUGCCAUAGAGCAGAUGGCUCGAGAUCCUCAUGGCCAGUAUCCCAACAGCGGGGUCAAUAUGUUUCCAUCACCCAUGAUUGCUCAACAUAAUAUGGCACAGUCGCUAGGGGGAUAUCAGCGCCCUGCUCCGUACCCUUCGCCUCAUCAAGCCCAUUUUUCCCUGAAUAGCGCCCGGAUGGCAGAUUCUUCAGCAUCAGCAACCAAGGACCAAGAGUCAAUAUCGCCCUCCGCACCUGUGCCUGCUCCAGGCGCAAUGGAUCACAGUAACUUGUCGAUUCAUGGCUCGGCACAGGUGUCAGACCAGUAUUCUGGAGAGCAUGUCAAGGGUCCGGGCCCAAGAGCAGAUUUUGAGUUUUCGCCACAGCGUCAAAACCCCAGUGCUGCUACCUCUCCUCAAGGCCGAUCCAAUUCAUUCACACCAUUGUGGCAGGACAUGGGGCCAUUCACCACUUCAUUGCCUCCGGAGUCGCAGCAGAUGUUCGCGUAUGCACCUGGCUUUGACGUCAAUGAUCCUUUUUAUGCCAUGCUUAUGCGUGGCUCGGACCAGUACGUCAGCAAUUCAUACUACCCUUGGAAAAAUACGCACAGUUCUGUUAAAGAUAUAUCUGCGAACGACUCAGCCUACCAGGGAAUGAAUGCAACUCUGGCGCCCACGGCACUGGACAAUUUUUCCGAGGGCAUACAGAAGCGCACCAAUAGCACCAUUUCGACGGCCACGACAGUGCUAUCACCUGUCUCUGGAGAACUGGCCGAAGCAAAGUCUCUCUCCAACUCAGGCUUGGACUUUGUAAAGCAGGAAGCCAGAGAACCCAGUUUCGUUGCUGGUAACGACGGCCUAGACUCGGGUCAUGGUACCCCUCCCGGGGACGGAUUUUGGGACCACUUUGUCCGAGAUGGUAGCUGGGAUGGUGGCGACAACGACGUACAAGCCUUUUUUAGUGGGCACAACCUGGAUAAUACCGAUGUGGAUCUGAAGGUCAAACUUGAGGUACAUGAUUGA